This is a messenger RNA of Synchiropus splendidus (mandarinfish), 1357 nucleotides long. RefSeq names its product doublesex and mab-3 related transcription factor 2b (gene dmrt2b). Lineage: Eukaryota; Metazoa; Chordata; Actinopteri; Syngnathiformes; Callionymidae. Gene Ontology annotation, molecular function: DNA-binding transcription factor activity, RNA polymerase II-specific; RNA polymerase II cis-regulatory region sequence-specific DNA binding. The transcript is spliced from 3 exons. The coding region runs from base 212 to 1312 and encodes 366 amino acids. Gene Ontology annotation, biological process: regulation of transcription by RNA polymerase II; sex differentiation. Gene Ontology annotation, cellular component: nucleus. The record is from RefSeq and is a predicted model, not a curated record.
CUUUGCGGCUCAUGGCUUCUGCGCCAGGAGCCUCACAUUGUGGCUCGGUCCACUCUCCACUCGUUUUGGAAACUGAGAGCAGCUGAACAUUUGAAACAUCUGGCGGGAGACACUGGAGUUUCCAGGUUGUGGCACUGAGCAGCAGGCGGCCUUGGAUGUGGGCAGGUUGCGUCCGAUAGUCAGAAAGCCGCCACUGAAAGCCAAAAGUUAAAUGUCUGAAGGACUGAAGCUGGAAUCCACCUUCAAACUUGAGGGAAGAUGUGACGUGAGAAGUCUGGACGGAUGCGCAGAGCGGACUCAUAGCGCUCCGGCGGAGAUGCCGCCGGGCGCAGGACGAACCGCCUUCAUGCCGCGCAAAACAAUCCGGAGUCCCAAAUGCGCGCGCUGUCGGAACCACGGCGUGGUUUCGUGUCUGAAAGGGCACAAGCGCGUGUGUCGCUGGCGGGACUGUCACUGCGCCUGCUGUCUGCUGGUGGUGGAGCGGCAGCGCGUCAUGGCUGCGCAGGUGGCGCUGAGGCGGCAGCAGGCGGCGGAGGUGAGGAGAGAUCAGGUGCAGGGGAAGAAGAGUGUGAGAUGUUCAGCGCCGCUGCGGAAAAUGUUCCAUCAGCGUUACAGUGGGCCAGCGGAGCCAAGUCUGCUGGCAAAGAGCAUCCUGCAGGGAUUGAAGCCGGCAGUGCAUCUGAAGGACGGGACUAAGGAGUUGGAGGAAUGUGACCCUUCGUGCCGGCCCGACCCGUCUAUCAGCGCCCGGAUGAGGAAGAGGAGAACCUUUGCUGACAAGGAGCUGGAGGCCGUGAUGCUGGCCCGGGAGCUGAGACAGAGAGAGCUUUCUUGCUCCUUUUCCUCCCCCCGACCCGUGCUCCACCCUGCAGCCCUGACCCUGACACCUAGCCUUCUCUGUCACGACAGGCCCCCCUCCUCUCCAGGGGCGUCCGACCAUGAGUGGAAAUACAAGCCGGCGCAAGACUUCCACUUCUACCACUUGUUCCACCUCCAUGGCAGAAGCUCUUCAGACUGUAAUGACUUCCUGUUGUGCCGAAGCUCCGAGCAGGAAGAGAUAGAGGAGAUACUCCAGUGCCGCGGGAAACAAGAAACAAAUGGUGCCUCUGCCAGUGUCACACACUUUAUAUUGGGACACGGCAGCCCAGAAGUCCGCGCCCCCAGCAGGACUUUGAUAGCUUGUGGCUGGUGUGCAGACUCUCCCGCUGGUCAGCAGAGUCCUCAUGUGGACCAGAGUCCUCUUGGUGGCACAGGCAUGACUCCGACGGUGAAGCCAUUACCGUUCUCUGUGGAGGCACUGCUGAAGGCCUGACAGCGAGAACACGCACUUGUUUAUUUAUGUACUCACAUCCUCAAU